This is a messenger RNA of Capsaspora owczarzaki ATCC 30864, 858 nucleotides long. RefSeq names its product ubiquitin-protein ligase. Gene Ontology annotation, biological process: protein polyubiquitination; ubiquitin-dependent protein catabolic process. Gene Ontology annotation, molecular function: ubiquitin conjugating enzyme activity. Gene Ontology annotation, cellular component: nucleus. Lineage: Eukaryota; Filasterea; Ministeriida; Capsasporidae. The transcript is spliced from 7 exons. Bases 130 to 684 code for a protein of 184 amino acids. The record is from RefSeq and is a predicted model, not a curated record.
CGUUUCGUUUUCAAUUGCAUUCUCAUUGGCCUGCCUGCCAGUCAUUCUUGCAAGCCCUCGCUCGGUGUCUCAACGUCUGCCAAGUUAGCCAAGAAAGCUCACACACACGCAUAUUAGCACUCUGCUGAAAUGUCCUCGCCCAAGCGCCGUCUCGAGACGGACGUCAUGAAACUCAUGAUGACCGACUACAAUGUCAACCUUGUCAACGACAGCAUGCACGAGUUUGUCGUCAAGUUCCACGGGCCAAAGAACAGUCCUUACGAAAACGGCGUAUGGAAGGUCCGCGUCGAAAUCCCGAGCGCGUAUCCGUACAAGUCGCCCUCGAUUGGCUUUUUGAACAAGAUUUUCCAUCCCAACAUUGACGAGACUUCUGGAUCGGUCUGUCUCGAUGUGAUUAAUCAAACAUGGAGCCCAAUGUUUGAUUUGUUGAAUGUGUUUGAGUCGUUCCUGCCUCAGCUCUUGCACUACCCAAAUCCCACGGAUCCUCUGAACGGCGAAGCUGCCGCUCUGUUAAUGCGCGAGCCUGAGCAGUUCCGCACAAAAGUCAAGGAUUACAUUCAGCGGUAUGCUACCGAGACUGCGCUGAAGGAAGCAGAAGAGAGCGAAGCUGACAAGCCAGACUCGGAUUUGAGUUCGCUUGAUUCCUUCUCGGACGACGACGCGACUGCCGACAUGGAAUUAUGAUAGCGCAGAUGCCUUAGCGUUGUUCGCCCCUCCCCCCUCUCACACUGUGCUCACGAUCAGGCAUUGUCUUCUCUCUCCCUUGGGGGUGUGCUUUUUUGAUUGCUUCGUCGAUUGUGUGAUGUACUUUUUUUUUCCCCUUGUUCCCUUGCCAAAUUUUAUUGCAUGUCAAACUCC